This is a messenger RNA of Agelaius phoeniceus (red-winged blackbird), 5788 nucleotides long. RefSeq names its product Ral GTPase activating protein catalytic subunit alpha 2 (gene RALGAPA2). NCBI's taxonomy places the organism in Eukaryota, Metazoa, Chordata, Aves, Passeriformes, Icteridae. The record is from RefSeq and is a predicted model, not a curated record. Gene Ontology annotation, molecular function: GTPase activator activity. Gene Ontology annotation, cellular component: nucleus; cytoplasm. Gene Ontology annotation, biological process: regulation of small GTPase mediated signal transduction; positive regulation of GTPase activity.
UGCCGCCGGCAUGUUCUCCAGGAAGAGCCACGCCGACGUCAGGAAAUCCACGCAGAAGGCGCUGGACCCCAAGCGGGACGUGCUGACCCGCCUGAAGCACCUCCGCGCUCUGCUGGAUAUUGUGGAUGGAAGUGACCUGAAGCAGUUUUUUGACAACAAUUAUUCUCAAAUUUAUUUUAUAUUCUAUGAAAACUUCAUAACACUGGAAAACAGCUUGAAACAGAAAGGGAAUAAAUCACAAAGGGAGGAGCUGGACUCCAUCCUCUUUCUUUUUGAAAAAAUAUUGCAGCUGCUACCAGAGAGGAUUUUUUAUCGAUGGCAUUUUCGCAGUAUAGGGUCGAUUCUGAAGAAGCUUUUGCACACUGGAAAUUCUCUCAAGCUCAGGUGUGAAGGAAUCCGCCUGUUCCUGCUGUGGCUGCAAGCCCUGCAGACCAACUGCGGUGAGGAGCAGAUCCUGAUGUUCGCCUGCCUGGUGCCCGGCUUCCCCCCGCUGCCGUCCUCGCGCGGGCCCUGCACGCUGGAGAGCCUGGUCAGCCCCCCGGCCGCGCCCGACGCCAAGAUAUUUCCAGAAGAAAUAACGCCGCUUUUGCCAGCUGUCUCUGGAGAGAAAAUUGCAGAAGACCAGACCUGCUAUUUUCUCCAGCUCCUGCUAAAAUAUAUGGUAAUUCAGGCUGCCAGCUUGGAGUGGAAGAACAAGGAGAACCAAGACACUGGGUUUAAGUUUCUCUUUACUUUGUUCAGAAAAUACUAUCUUCCUCACUUGUUCCCAUCUUUUACAAAGCUAACCAACCUCUACAAACCUGUGCUGGACAUCCCUGAUAUCAGGCCAAGGCCGGUGUAUGUCACUGCAACGCGGAACAAUGAGAGUGUCUACUGCACAAAAAUCCCCUACAUGGCAGCUCGAGUGGUUUUUAUCAAGUGGCUCGUUACCUUCUUCCUUGAAAAGAAGUAUUUAACUGCUGUUCAGAAUACAAAAAAUGGAGGAGAAGUGCUCCCUAAAAUUAUUCAGAGCGUCGCCGCGGGCCAGGAGAAGAGCGCGGAGCUGGAGGCGGGCGCGGCGGUGCCGGCGGGCGAGCAGGAGCGCGGCCACUCCGGCAGCAGCAGCAGCAGCCUGUCAGACAGGAGGCUCAGCAGCUGCAGCCUGUGCAGCGUGGAGGAGCAGCACCGUGGCGUCUAUGAGAUGGUGCAGGGCAUCCUGCUCUCCACGCGCGGAUACGUCAACUUCGUCAACGAGGUGUUCCGCCAGGCUUUUUUGUUGCCGCCUUCUGAUAUCUCCGCAACACGGAAGGUGGUGAAAGUGUACCAGAAGUGGAUACUGCAGGAGAAACCCGUGUUCAUGGAGGAGCCAGACAAGAAGGAGGACAGCCAGGAUGCUGUUGCUCCCUUGGAAGACUCCUCAGUGCAAACAGACGGUAAACAUCUCUCCUCAGAGCCCUGCGGGCACAAGCGCUCCUCCAGCUGGGGCAGGACCUACUCCUUCACCAGCGCCGUCAGCAGGGGCUGCGUGCUGGAGGAUGAGGACAGGGAUGUGAAGGCUGGAGCUCAGGCAGCACUGCAGGUAUUCCUGACAAACUCUGCCAACGUUUUCCUGCUGGAGCCAUGCACUGAGGUCCCUUUGCUGCUGAAGGAGCAGGUGGAUGCCUGCAAAGCUGUUCUCAGCAUCUUCAGGCGCAUGAUAAUGGAGCUGUCCAUGAACAGAAAGACGUGGGAACAGAUGCUGCAGAUACUUCUCAGAAUAACAGAAGCUGUGAUGCAGAAGCCAAAGGAGAACCAGACAAAGGACACGUUUGCUCAGAGCAUGGCGGGGCUGCUCUUCCGAACCCUCAUUGUGGCUUGGAUCAGAGCCAACCUGAGCGUUUACAUCUCCCGGGAGCUGUGGGAUGAGCUGCUCAGUGUCCUGUCCUCCCUGACCGACUGGGAGGAGCUCAUCAACGAGUGGGCCAACAUCAUGGACUCCCUGACAGCAGUGCUGGCCAGGACUGUGUAUGGUGUGGAGAUGACAAACCUGCCCCUGGACAAGCUCAGUGAGCAGAAGGAAAAAAAGCAGAGAGGCAAAGGUGGUGUUUUAGAGCCUCAGAAGACAGCUGUAGUAGGAAGAUCUUUUUCCUUAAGCUGGAAAAGUCACCCUGAAGUUGUGGAGCCAAUGAGAUUCAGAAGUGCCACAACCUCCGGGGCCCCAGGAGUGGAGAAAGCAAGAAACAUUGUCCGUCAGAGAGCCACAGAAGUUGAAGAAUCUCAGCAGCUGGAAAAUUCAGAAGGAACAGAAGCCACAGGCUCAUUUGCAGACCAAGAGCAGCAGCUAACUCGAAGCAGCAGCACUUCAGAUAUUGCAGAUCAGAUUCCAUCUGAUUUUUUUCAAGGCAAAAAGGCUGGAAAUUCAACUUCAGACUCCAAAUCAGUUCAAGAAAAUAAGGGAUAUGUAAAGGAGCAUGAAGCUGAGCAAGUGCUAAUGCAGAGGAGCAGCAGUACAGCUGAGUUGGAUCUGAAAGCAGACUUGCAGCAAUCUCACGGGUAUUACAGAGAGAGGGAGAAAAGUGAGAGCGUGAGCAGUGACACGUCCCUGGGCUGUGGAGCUGACGUGGACAUCGCCCUGGUGGCCUGGCAGGCAGCUGAGGAUGAGCCCGAGGCGGGGCCGGCUGUGGGAGCGGGCGGGGAUCCUGCAGCGCCGCGCUGGCUCCAGCUCAGCCCCUCGCAGGAGCCCGCCAACCUCACAGACAGCAGUGAGUUCCUGGCUGACGAUUGCAGUAUAAUUGCUGGUGGAAGCCUUAUUGGUUGGCAUCCUGAUUCUGCUGCUGUGCUGUGGAGGAGAAUCCUGGGAAUUCUUGGAGAUGUGAACAACAUACAGUCACCUAAAAUCCAUGCAAAAGUUUUUGGCUACCUUUAUGAGCUGUGGUUUAAACUUGCAAAGAUUCGAGACAACCUCGCUAUCAGCGUUGACAAUCAGUCAACUCCCUCUCCUCCCGUCCUGAUCCCUCCUCUCAGGAUAUUUGCAUCAUGGCUGUUCAAGGCAGCCAUGCUGCCCAGCGAGUACAAGGAGGGCAAGCUGCAGGCGUUCCGGCUGCUCUGCGCCAUGAUGAGCCGGCGCCAGGACCUGCUGCCCAACUCGGACUUCCUGGUGCACUUCUACUUCGUCAUGCGCCUGGGGCUCACCAGCCAGGACCAGGACAUCCUGAACACUGUCAUAAAGCACUGCCUGCCAUGGUUCUUCUUCCUGGGGCUGCCCGGCUUCACGAUGCUGAUUGGGGACUUCCUGGGCGCGGCAGCGCGCGUGCUGAGCGCGGACACGCCGGAGGCUCCCCGCUCCGAAGCUCACACCAUCCUUGGUGCUCUUGUGUGCUUUCCCAACACCUACCAAGGAAUCCCACAGUUGGGACCCAUCUCAGAAGCUGGUGAGAGCAUCACAGGAACUGGAGAUUUGAAGUGUUGCCUCAUAAAUAUUUUAUUGAAGAAUGCCACAGAGGAGCCAUGUGAAGCUGCAAGAUGCAUAGCCAUCUGUGGCCUCGGCGUGUGGAUCUGCGAGGAGCUCACGCAGUGCACAAGCCACCCCCACGUGAAGAAAGCCAUCAAUGUCAUAGGUGUGACACUGAAGUUUUCCAACAAGCUGGUAGCUCAGGUAGCCUGUGAUGUCCUUCAGCUGCUGGUGUCUUACUGGCAGAAGCUUCAGGAGUAUGAAUCCUCCCUGUGCCGGAAAAUUACGGAAAUCCUGGUGGCCACCAUCGCGUUCCUCCUGCCUGGUGCUGAAUACUCCUCCAUGGAAGCGGAUAAGAAGUUCAUAGUUUCACUGCUGCUUUGCUUGCUGGACUGGUGCAUGGCACUGCCCAUGAAAAUGCUGCUGGAGCCUGUGUCUGCUGGUGCUGUGGAGGACCAACAUGCAUCCAGAGCUCCUUUGCUGGAUUAUAUUUACAGAGUCCUGCACUGCUGCAUCAAUGGCUCCAGCACCUACACGCAGCAAAGCCACUAUGUGCUGAGCCUGGCCGACCUCUCCUCCUCUGACUACGACCCCUUCCUGCCUCUGGGGAACGUCAGGAGCUCCUCAGAGCCAGCCCAGUGCCCCUCCUCCACCGAUUUGGGCAACCUGCUCACCGUGGCUGAAGAGAAGAGGAGGAGGAAUCUGGAGCUGAUCCCUCUCACAGCGAGGAUGGUCAUGACUCACCUGGUGAAUCACCUGAGCCACUACCCGCUCAGCGGGGGCCCCGCCAUCCUCCACAGCCUCCUGAGCGAGAACCACGACAAUUCCUACGUGGAGUCCUCGGAGCUGUGCUCCGAAGUGUUCCGCAGCCCCAACCUGCAGCUCUUCGUCUUCAACGACAGCACCCUCAUCUCCUACCUCCAGAUCCCCGCCGAGAAGAAGGCGGGCGCCGAGCCGGCGGCGGCGCCCUCGGACGUGCGGGUGAUCGUGCGGGAUAUCUCAGGGAAGUACUCCUGGGAUGGCCGGGUCCUGUACGGGCCUCUGGAGGGCUGCCUGCCGCAGCGCAGCACGGCCACUGCCUUCGCCAUCUCCAGGGACCCGCAGCAGCACGGCCUUGCCCAGAGCGACGGCUCCCAGGUGGAGGAGGGAGAGGACGCCCUGGACCAGCUGCUGGAGAGGAUCGGGAGCAGCAGCCCCGAGUGCCUCCCGCACCCGCAGCGCAAGCUGAACGAGCCGGCGCCGCCGCCCUGCGGGAUGAGCGCCGAGCAGGAGCGCGCCAUCACCGAGGCCCUGCUGCAGCAGAGCGCCCGGGAAAGGGAGUUCAUCCUCAAGUGCGGCUCGGACUGCAGCAUGAGCGUGGCCCGCCAGGAGCCACCGCCUCCUGCCCAGCCCCAGGCCUCCUUUUAUUUCUGUCGGCUGCUGCUCAAUGACUUGGGAAUGAACUCCUGGGAUAGAAGAAAAAGCUUUCAUCUGCUGAAGAAAAAUUCAAAGUUGCUGCGGGAACUGAAAAAUCUGGAUUCCCGCCAAUGCCGUGAGACUCACAAGAUCGCCGUGUUCUACAUCGCUGAGGGACAGGAGGACAAGUGCUCCAUCCUGGCCAACGCCAGGGGAAGCCAGGCCUAUGAAGACUUUGUGGCUGGGCUGGGCUGGGAGGUCGACCUGUCCACGCACGGCGGGUUCAUGGGCGGCCUGCAGCGCAACGGCAGCACGGGGCAGACCGCGCCCUACUACGCCACCUCCACCGUGGAGAUCAUCUUCCACGUGUCCACCAGGAUGCCCUCCGACUCGGAUGACUCGCUGACCAAAAAGCUCCGUCACUUGGGGAAUGACGAGGUGCACAUCGUGUGGUCCGAGCACACCCGCAACUACCGCAGGGGCAUCAUCCCCACCGACUUCGGGGACGUCCUCAUCGUCAUCUACCCCAUGAAGAACCACAUGUUCUUCAUUGAGAUCAUGAAGAAACCCGAGGUGCCGUUUUUCGGUCCCCUCUUUGACGGUGCCAUCGUGACGGCGAAGCUGCUGCCCAGCCUGAUCUGUGCCACGUGCAUCAACGCCAGCAGAGCCGUCAAGUCCCUCAUCCCACUCUACCAGAGCUUCUACGAGGAGAGAGCUUUGUACCUCGAAGCCAUCAUCCAGAACCAUAAAGAAGUGAUGACGUUUGAGGAUUUCGCCGCUCAGGUCUUCUCUCCCUCUCCCAGCUACUCCCUCGGCGGAACUGAUUAGAGUGUUAAUGCUCUCGGUACAGUAACAGCCACAGGCUGCCUCACCACAAGUGCAAGCGCUGACCUCGCUGACACUGCUGGCGUCGAGCUGGUGGAGCUGCCCUUGCUGCCUCCAGGAGCAGGGUCUCUGGGAAGCUCUGCCAGCACCCUCAGCAAG